CUACGUUCUCAUUAUUCUGCGCUUUCUUGGCAGACGCGAUCAUCGGGGUACAAGUCAAAUCGCGAAGCCAAUGUCGUAUAAGGCCGGCGGUUUUGCUGACCAACGAUCUCGCCGGCGUUUCAUGAGCCUUGACAGGAUACGUGCGAAUACGCGACAUUACUGCCGGCGAUUAACGACGAGCGACCGUAUGCGUCCGCAUCAACGACGUUACAACAACGAACGCGUCCCAUCUCUACGAUCUAUGCCUGAUCGCGGGAAGGACGCUGCUGCUGCUGCUUCCCGAUCGCAGAUGCGCACGUCGACGACGAUCACGUCGCUACCGUAGCCAUGGUUGAGAUACCAAAGGAUUGUGUUCUGCAGUGGGCUGGUCACGCGGGAUAUAUUACAGAGAGAUUCAGCGGUUUAUUGGCACGUCAGGCUCUAGUCGAUGUCACAUUGAUCUGCGAUGAACAAAAGCUACGUGUUCACAAGCUGGUUUUAGCUUCGAAUAGUAUAUACUUUGAGGAAAUAUUGCAACAAGACUUGGGGCAAGAACCAAUUAUACUUUUGCAUGACUUGGACUUUGAAAUUUUGAAGGCCAUGGUCGAAUUCAUGUAUUGUGGAGAAACUACAAUAUCUCAUCAGCAUUUGUCAUCUUUGCAUACUGCAGCACAAAUUUUUAAGGUUAAAAAAUUGGUAUCUGUGAUUGAUACUAUUGUUGAUUCAAAAAAGAUUUUGAACGGUUUUGGAAAUUGUCUAAUGCAACAGAGAGAAGAUUGUAGUUUAAAAGUUGCAAAUGGUUUGCUUAUGGAAAAUGAUUACGUCUGUGUUAAAUGUGAUAAACUAAUAAAUAUGGAUAAGAAUAUCUGUACUGGUAAUAAUAAUAACGACGUAAGCUCAACCAAGAAUCAAUCCUUUGAGAACGACAUGACUGAGAUCACUGAGCAUGAUGUAGACCACACUUUAUACGAAGAAUCAGAUGUGAUCAAUGCCAGUAAAGAAGAUGUGGAUACUUCAUUCUUAACCUCUGAUGUAGAUAUAAGUAUGCAUAGCGAUACUAUUAACACUGUAUCUAUGCAAUUAAGUAAGGUAAACGAAGUACAAACAAGGUGCACGAGCAGCAGCAAUAGAGACGAAACGUACUGUAAUAGUCACGAUUUAAAACCUAUCUUAUAUGAGCAAUGCUGUGAUUUUUCCUGUGUAAACGAACGUGAUCAAACUUCUAUUUCUACAUUAUCGCAAUCUUGCCUUCCACAAAUCGAAAAUGAUGUGGAACACUGUUCCGGGAGUAGCACAGAUGUUCCUAGCAUAGUAGGGAAGUGCGUCAAGGUUUAUACACCCAAGCGACGCAAGUCCAUUGACGAGGUCCGCAAUAAGCUUGUAUAUACGCAAUGCAAUUUAGUGCCAACCCCACCGCAUUCUACAGAUUCCAUAGAUUUACUAGAUGAGCCGUCCGCUAACGAUUUACCAGUUACUCUAUUAACAUCUUUAGAUAUGGAGAGUGCCGAAUAUAUCUUGAGCUUAAGCACAGAGAGUAUACAAUCGAUAGUAGGUGGUACUAUAAGCGAUCAACAUACAGUGAUCGGAUCUAAAGAAAUAAAUGCGGAGGAAGAUGUCGAUAAGCGAUUGAAUAAUCUAAUGAGUGAUACAAAUUAUAGAAAGCCAGUUCUAAGACGGAGCACACGACUGAAUCAACAAGAGAGCGAUGAAACUAUGAACAAUGACUUCUCGUUGAGAACCUUUGCGGGAACAGAAAAAUUGUUUAAAAAAGGGAAUUCUCCUAAUAGAACGGAAUCAUGUGCGAAAACGAAACGCAAAGGGAAGGAAGAUCGUAAAGUGCCAGAUCACAACACGAUUGCAAGCUCAGUACAAUCUCACAAGAAGAACAGCAGGAAAAGUAAUUCGAAGUUGAUAGUGAAAAAAAAUAACAAGCCUGUAUGUACAAUGGCCAGUAGUAAGGAGAAAGAAGAAUCGAGAUCGAAGGAAGAAGGAAAAUCGAAGACUAAUAACAAAUUUAAAGCCGAUACAGAGAAAUUAACGACGUCGGAUCAACACUCCAUUGUUUCGUCUAUAAAAUCCAAUACAUGCGAAUGCAUAAAUCGCGCCUUAUGGGGCGAUAUGUCCGACAUGUUAGACUGUUGGGAAAGCGAAAUAGAUUUGCAUGCGUAUCCAUCCAAUACCGAGAUUCCCUUUGCCGUUGGCUUGCUACCUCUGCGAACCGCCCUGGAGAAAAUGCAAGCGAUGCCGGAUUAUCAACCGCGCAAAACACGUUCAUCAGUUGCUCCGUUAAAGCAAGAUGCAGCUAAUAGCCAGAAGCGAAAAAACUGCGCACCUUUGGAAGCUAUAGUACCAUCGAAAAAACAAAAUGGCAAUAACAAUAACGAGAGCCCAAACACUGUAUAUCACAUAGAGAUACGAACAGCAUCGUCGCAGUGCGUAAAAAAUCGUAGACGUUUCCUUCCGGAUUCGAUCACAAGUCUGCCGGCGACUAACGUGACGAAUGGUGAAAUUGAAAGGAAAACAUAUGCAUAGCGAUGUAUGCAACUACGCGAUAUACACAUGGUCUUGACACUGCGCAGGAAGAUAGAGAUUAAAGAAAGAAACAUAGCAGUGUUUCUAUUUAUAGCUGCGUAAUUUCAUUGGCCGCACGAAUACGACGAAUCUAUACGCAACUAGCCAGCAAUCUUUAUUAGUAUGUACAUGUAUUUGCUUGUUUCAUAAGUCAACCAGAAGAAUGAUUAGACUCGAUAUCUCUUUCACGCGCACAUGUAUGUAUAUGAAGGAAGUUGAUUUCAUAAAUGAACACAAAUAUUACAUACGAACUCUGACCCACGUACAUGAUCCAUAUUUAUCUCAAAACGUGGCUAGUAAAUUAUUAAUGCUUUGUGUAUAUUACUAUAAAGAAUAUAAUUUUUCCUCACGAAAUGAAAUAUCAAAAAACAAAAGUAUGAAAAAUUAUCUCAAUCUUACACGUAUAUAUAAUAUUUAUAUAAUAUAACGUAUUUGUGUAGAAUAUAAAUGUAAAAUUUACACAAAAAUUUUCUCUAUAGCAUACAAUUAUAUCAAAUUAAUCAACAGAGAUUGUUAAAUCACGGCAGGUUUGACUAAUUUAAAUGAAUUUUUUAUCAUGUCAGAGAGAAAAAGAAAGAUUGCACGUGAUUUUAAUUUUUUUCCUCACGCCUAAGCACAUUGUACGGUAAGUUCCUCUCGUUUCGGUAUAUAAAUAACAGCUUCUAGAACUAGUAAACUAUUCAAGCUCGUAAUAUCACGUAAUAAUCGAGCUCGUUAACCGGGAUUUUGGUCAACAACAUCUUGUUAUGCAAAACUGAUUCAGAUCUGACUGGAUAAAUUGUUACAUUUUAUAAAGAACAUUUUUCAUAAAAACAAACAUUUUUCUAUAAAAAAUAUGUCGAUUAGAAUUGAUAGAGAAAUUUAAUUUGAAAUUAUGUAUAUAAAUUUCAUCAUAAACAAUUCGCGCAUCCUAUAGUUGUUACAAUGGAAAAUGCGACGUGUUGUAAUUUUGUCAAAAAUUAUAAUCCUGUUUCGCAAUCUCUAGUUUGUUCAGUCGCCGAUAAACAAUUACUUUGUUGAGAGAUUCAAGUAUUACACGUUGAACCUUAGGGCCAAUUUUAUCAAUGUCACAAGCUCGUCAUAAUUAAUUGAACUGUCUAUCACUUUCAGUAUUACAAUCAGCCUGUUACGUAGAUAUUACUACGACCUAGAAAUGGAAAAUCACAUUUAGCCAGUAGCGAGAAAAAGAAAGAGAGUUAUCAGUUGGAUCGGUUCUUUCAAUGUCAAACCGAGAAUACGGGCCAACGCGUUCACCACAGAUUAGCAUCGAGGAGGAGGACGAGGUUGACGCAGCCACGGUGCAAUCAAUGAGCGUAUAUUGAUCUCAACCUUUCGCGGAAUCUAACACCUGCAGAGAGGCGGAUCACCCUAUGCGCGUAAGAGGAGAGACGCGAUGAUCAUCUUGCGUUGGAAUCUUGCCGGACGCUCUCUUCGAACGUGCGCGCGAUACAAUGCUUCGAGAUCCAAGUGAAAUAUUCUGUCCCCCUCCUUUUCUAGAUUUAACAAAGUGAUAAAGUUUCGACAGAUGUGUGUGCAUGCAUUUGUACAAAUUUUUAUUUUAAUGUUGAAAUACAAAUCUUUAAUGUUUAUUUCGCGCGCGUUGGAUAAGUUUUACAUUCAGAAACAACGCGCAAUGUAAGAUAAGAUCGUGCUCGAUAUCGAUAAAAAUUUGAGAACGCGAGUUUUAUUCAUUUAUCUCUUCGAACUAAUAAUAGCAUUCGAGAUAUUUAGUUUUCUAUAUAAAGUCAAUGUUAUGUAACAUAUAUUUAUACAAUUUGGCAAUACGUUGUUGAUUUUCUAUAUAAAUACCAAAUAAAAAAAAAAUUAACGACACAAGAAACAGUUUAUAACGCAGUGCUCGCAAUAACAUACAUGUAUUAGAGAAACCAUAUAAUUAGACUGAAUGACAAAUAAUUAAUUUAUAUAUAUAAUGAAAGUAUAAUUUUUUACACCAAUACAAUAUUUUUACAAAAUCAAAA
Messenger RNA from Cataglyphis hispanica, 4529 nucleotides. RefSeq lists its product as uncharacterized. Gene Ontology annotation, molecular function: protein binding. The transcript is spliced from 5 exons. Gene Ontology annotation, biological process: regulation of transcription by RNA polymerase II. NCBI's taxonomy places the organism in Eukaryota, Metazoa, Arthropoda, Insecta, Hymenoptera, Formicidae. The record is from RefSeq and is a predicted model, not a curated record. The coding region runs from base 328 to 2511 and encodes 727 amino acids. Gene Ontology annotation, cellular component: nucleus.